Fulvia fulva is the source of this 813-nucleotide messenger RNA. RefSeq lists its product as uncharacterized. The record is from RefSeq and is a predicted model, not a curated record. The transcript has 2 exons. Gene Ontology annotation, molecular function: protein binding. Lineage: Eukaryota; Fungi; Ascomycota; Dothideomycetes; Mycosphaerellales; Mycosphaerellaceae. The coding region runs from base 1 to 813 and encodes 270 amino acids.
AUGACUACCGAUGCAGCGCGCCGUGCAGUCUUUGAGACUGCAGAGCUCCUCGAGCAGAUCAUGCUUGAGCUGCCAGCCUUCUCCAUCUUUACAAGCCAGCGAGUCUGCCACCAGUUCCAGGACAUCGUCAGAACUUCAAGCAAGAUCCAGGAGAAACUCUUCCUCCGCGUCAACAGCACUCCUGACCGUUUCAUCCUAGCCGAACCACGGAACAUUGCAACUCCAAUUCUACGCCUGGAAGAGGAUAGAGAGCGAACGGACUUCUCAACAGUGCCAGCUCGAGUCAACAAUAUGUCUCGUUCACUCGGUGAAUCUUGGUCUCUCAGGUGGCUGAUCGGCGAUACGGUCAAAUUCUCUGAUAAACUCCACGCUGCAAUGGUCAGGCUACUACGCGAUGAAACACAGAAGCUAUCAUGUAGCUCCAUGCAUCUCGCAGACAUUCCUAUACUCUCCGCCAGGCUACAGUGCGAAUGGUCUGUCGGAGACUUGGUGCGAGGUGUUGGUGCAACGCAGACAACAUCCGCAACAGGAAUUACAGUGGGGGACGUGGUAGAAGCGAUGAGAACGCCAGGUGCACUCGUUAUACUCGAGAGAGUCGACCCUUCUGACGUGGGCUACGCGAACCACCGGACACUAUAUGGAGCACGGAUCAUGCCUAUCGUCAGGGACAUGGAGCAGAAGUAUCAAGGCGAGGCCACUCUGACUUUCACUCAAUUGAAGCUACAACGUGUGCUACUCACCACCCAUGAGAUCAUAGACGAACACAACGAGCGCUACGGCCCAGCCUGGUCUGAAAAUCGUCAGUCACUUUGA